GCAAAAUGGCGAUUUGCUCAAAAUUAAAGAUUUUGAAUUUUUCAACAAAUUACAUCAUAUUUGCUUAUAUCUGAGUAAGCACAGUAGUUUUGACAUGCAAAAGUAUUCCAAAUAAGACGUUGAUAGUAAAUGACACGAUAUGGACUGAAUCAUGGGUCAGAGUAUAGUAAAUAUUCCAUUUUUACUCAGAGGACAUUUGAAAGAUUUCAAAAUAAAACAUUUAAAUUUGAAUCUACUUUUCAAGCAGAAACAUUUUCAUCAGAAUAUCAGGUAUUUUACUAGACAAAGCUAUUUAUUUGGGCGCUUAUCUAACGGUGCUGGGGCAAGUCUUUACGACUUUGCUAAACGCCACAAACCAAGGAUGACAAACUCUACCAUCAUCGGUGAUAUUGAGAUUUACCCUUGGUCAAUUUCGGGUAUAGAGACUUCAAUCUCUAUUCACAAAGACAAUCUCAAUGUAGCAUUUGACAUGGGAUUCUCUCAUAGAGAGGCAGUACGAUGUCCCUACGUUUUUAUAAGUCAUGGCCACAUUGAUCAUAUAGCAGCCAUACCACAGCAUGCAGCGAAGAGAGAUCUCUAUUCCAUGAAACCUGCCACGUAUUAUAUGCCAGGCUCACUAAUUGACAGCGUUAAAAAGAUUUGUGAUAGCUUCUCCGAUAUGCAUGAACACUUAGAAUCUUUGACUAAUAUCAAUCUGCAACCUAUUGAGCUUGGGGAAUCCAUUCAGUUUGCCCCUAAUUGGACAGUGGAGCCAUUCGCUACAAAACACCGGGUUGAGAGCCAAGGUUAUAUACUGUAUCACCAGAGGAAACAUCUCAAAGAAGAAUACAAGAAGUUAUCUAGCCAGGAGAUUGGAAAACGGGUCAGAGCAGGAGAACAAGUGCAUAAUGUUGUACGCACACCAGAAAUAGCAUAUACAGGAGACACAAUGUUUGAUAUUUUCCACAACCCUGACAAUGGAGACCUUCUCAAAGUGAAACUCCUGAUCACUGAGUGUACAUACAUUGACAAUGAAGUAGACUUCAAAGGGAAGACAUCAGUUGAGAAGGCCAGAGAAAGAGGCCAUACUCAUCUCCAAGAGAUUGUAGUUAAUUUGGACAUACUGCAGGAUGUACAGAGUAUUAUGCUUGUACAUUUCAGUGAUAAAUACUCAAGUAGAUUCAUACAAGAGACUGUUAUGCAAUCGGUGCCAGCUGAAAUGAGGCAUAAAGUAUUCGUGUCAACUUUAGCUAAAGAGCUUUUAUGACAUCAUUCAUCUUUAGGUAUUAAGUCUAGCUAUACAAGCUCCUUUGACACAAGUUGUUAAGAGUUGAUAGUCAGUAGAUAGAUUUUCAAAGUCCAUGUAAUUGGAACAUAUCUACAUUCAUGGAUUUCCUCCUUGACCCUAGACAUACUACUGCUAAAGUACAAAUGAUUUUACAAAGCUGAAAUAAUUGACCACACGGACACAUUCAUAAGUAGUAGGCUAGUUCACAACUAAAUGGUGGCUACAGGAAAAUGUUAGGGAAAUAUUACCCAUACUUACAUUAUGGGUAUUUAGUCUCAUCAAACAGAAGUGCCAUCGGAAAAUCUGAAAUGCUUUUUAAAUUGUGUUACUUAGCAUAGGGCCAAUUAUGCCUUUGAUUUUUAUGUCAUGUCAAUGUAUUCUAAAAUGUAGUCAACACAAAACGUUUAUUUAUACUAUUUUAUUGAAACAAUUCAUGACUUUACGUUUGUCAAUUUUGAUUGUCUUUAAAAUGGAAA
Messenger RNA from Owenia fusiformis, 1743 nucleotides. The record is from the annotation of a GenBank genome assembly. Lineage: Eukaryota; Metazoa; Annelida; Polychaeta; Sabellida; Oweniidae.